GCUAAUUUUUUUAAAAAAAUAUUUUUUUAUUUCCUACUAAAGAUGUAUCGGAAGUUGUCUAAGUUAGAACACUCGGAAAUAAAACAACUUCUUACAGAAGCUAACAUAGAUGUUGCAAAACAUUACGCGACAAACAAAAAAGCACUCGCUGACAUCCUCAAUGACUAUAAUAGUGCAAUAAGUUAUGAUAGAAUUCAUGAGUUCAUAAAGCCGCAACGCGGCGAGGACGAAGUCCAUGCAAGAGCAUUUCCUUUAAAUGACGUUGCUAUUGACUUAUAUCAUAGACGUUCAGUACCUCAUGAAGUAAGAAGAGAAAUGUUUGACAUAACAAAUGCAAACGUUGGUGAAACAAGAAGAAGAGACGACACACUGAAACAACAGAGAAGAGAGAUGUUUAAAAGUGCUAUAGAACAAGUUCGCAAAGCUAACGAUGUCAUUCGUUCCAUUGACGACAAACCAAAAGAAGGUGAGAGAUGGUUAAAGAAAGAUGAAGAGAAUAGGAAGAGAAAUGUGAAGUCAGGCAAUAGACUCAUUGACUUUAACAUCGAAGCUUUAGAUGAACCAAACAGAGACUACUUACACAAACAUUUCGGUAAGGUUUUCAUGAGACUCUUAGAGAAGAUUAAAAUAAACUCACAACAGAGAUGGAUGGUAUGUUAUAAACUUGGUGGAAAGUAUGAAUGUUCUACGUUAAACCUCAAUAAUAUUGGAACAUUACUACAUCAGCUCUUGAAGGAGAACUUUAUAUCAGAGAUAGAAGCAAAUGCUGCAGGUAUUGUUGAAAUGCACUAUGACUUCUUCUUGACAAACAUAAAGAAUCUUACUGAAAUAAAGAUGUAUGAUUUAACUGAAUAUGAAGGCUUAACGAUGUCAGAUGUUAAGAAAGGAAAGCCACAGAAGCGACCAUAUAGAGAUGAAAGCAUACUGACAGAAAGACAGAAAAGAUUAUUGAACAGACUUAAACAAACAGGAGAUAAACAAGAUAUAGAUGACUUCUGGAAUGAAAUCCUUGGUGAAAAGAAGUUUUAUAAGAAGAGAAGCGGU
Molecule: messenger RNA, 1044 nt
Organism: Trichomonas vaginalis G3
Lineage: Eukaryota; Parabasalia; Trichomonadida; Trichomonadidae
Product: organellar and viral DNA polymerase type B
Exons: 1
Source: RefSeq, a predicted model, not a curated record